Molecule: messenger RNA, 1231 nt
Organism: Rosa chinensis
Lineage: Eukaryota; Viridiplantae; Streptophyta; Magnoliopsida; Rosales; Rosaceae
Exons: 1
Coding region: 202-831 (209 amino acids)
Source: RefSeq, a predicted model, not a curated record
UCAUAGAUUCCGAGACCCCUACUCAGUAUAUAUAUAGUGAUUUCUUCCAGCUUUCCUACCAAAGCUUCCUCCCGCAUCUCACCCUGCUCAACGCAGGGAGGAGACUACCGCGGGAAGGAGAAGGAGGAGAUCUCGAAGCUAGUCUCUACCUAUCUAGAUUUCCGAAUUAUCAUAUCGUUAUUUAUCUAUAUAUAAACAACAAUGGAAAACCAAUCUCAGGCAGACAACAAGCAGCUGGUGAUUGCCAUCCCGGCCGACCACACCAACCUAGCCACUGAUCACCACGAAGAUCAUGAAAAUGCUGCAGCCCCCGUCACACCAGCCACACAGCUAGCAGCCGCUAAAAAGAAGCGUGGAGGUAAUCAAAUUCUGAAGGCGGCCAUGGUUCUGCUCCGAAGUCGUUCUAGAAAAUCUUCCAAAGCCGCCUCCGUGGAAGAAAUGACCCCCAAAAGCGCCUGGAAGCGCCUCGUGGGGUCUAUGCGGCCGUUGCACCUCCAGAGCAACCAUUCCUCACCUCCGCCGCCUUUAUUUGAGAUCGCUGCACCUUCAACUCCAACGGGGUCUGAACGAUACGAAGACGUGCUCCCUCCACCCAUGUCUCCUGCCCACAGCACCGGUCUCGUGUCCAGAUCCUCAUCCGAAGAUAGCAUGCAGAGCAAAUACGCUUCUGCUGUCAAUCUCCAAGAGCUGGACCGGAGCGAGCAGGACGAAGAUAAGAACAAGGGCGAGGUUGCUAAUAUAUAUGGUGGUGACGAUGAGCACAUCGACGCCAAGGCCGAAGAGUUCAUAGCUCAAUUCUAUCACCAGAUGAAGCUUCAACAAUCGGAUUAAGGUCAAUUGGUUGAACUAAAGCCAAUCAACCAACAACCUAUACGGAGGCCGAUCAUGCGCGCAUCAUCACUAUAUAAUUAAGUUGAAACUAGCUGCUAUCUAAUAUCGGUUCCAAUUGGGUCAUUUCAAUGGUGUUAAUUAAUAAUUAUACAGCACCAUGUUAUGCCCAUGGCUGCAGGUAAAACUUAACUAUAUCAAUGAAUGCAUGCAUGUAUGUGCCCCUUUGGCUAACUUGCUUCCAUUAUUGAUAUAUAUGAUCUAGCUUAAGCUGGAAUAACUUCAGAAAUAAACGGUGUGUGUGUGUAUAUUUAAAAUUUUACUUAUAGGUGUUGGCUAGCUAAUUCUAUCAAUGAAGAAUCAAUAUAAGACAGCGUUCACCUCAUGAAGAUGUAUGUAGAAA